Blumeria graminis f. sp. triticale is the source of this 3942-nucleotide messenger RNA. NCBI's taxonomy places the organism in Eukaryota, Fungi, Ascomycota, Leotiomycetes, Helotiales, Erysiphaceae. The record is from the annotation of a GenBank genome assembly.
AUGAAAAAUCUAAGACACACACGCUGUCAGCAAUGGAGUUCGCUUCAUGGUCGCUCUAUUACGUCUUCUGCAUGGGAUACUACGAACAAUUCGCUUCUUUGCUGCCUGGGACCUAACGAAAACGAUCCGGUGGUGGAACUCAGAAGAAUCAAUCUAUCUUCUAAUCCUCCUGUAAGCUUAAAAAUUGCUUCAUGGGAAGCUCCUUGCCCAAAUCCCGAGUUAUUGCAUGAUGAGAUUCUCAACAUUCAUUACUUCGGAGAUAUAUCGACAACCUGUCUUGUUUUUGCUGGUGGUGAUGUCGUUAUCGUCAGGGAAAAUCCAUCCAUAGAAGAGGGCAGUGUUGAAAUUGUUGGCUCGAUCAAUGAAGGUAUCACUGCAGCAAGGUGGUCUCCAGAUGAAGAACUCUUGGCUAUUAUGACAAAAGCAGACACAAUAGUCUUCAUGAGCCGAAACUUUGAUGGGGUAGUGGACAUCAUUAUGUCUAGCACUGACCUGAACGAAUCAUAUCAGGUUUCUGUCGGGUGGGGAAAGAAAGAAACUCAAUUCCAAGGCAGAGGCGCUAAAGCAUUGAAAGAUCCAACAUUACCAGAGAAAAUUGACGAAGGAACACUCAGUCCUAAAGAUGAUACAAAGCAUAGAAUUAGUUGGAGAGGUGAUGGCGCUUUUGUGGCUGUGUCAUCUAUACAGGACAACAAGAGGCGCGUAAUCCGCGUUUACUCCCGAGAUGGCUCGCUCGAAAGCGUCAGCGAGCCAGUUGAUGGAUUAGAAGGACCUUUAAGUUGGAGGCCUACCGGGAAUCUCAUCUCAGGCAUACAGAGAAUCCAAGAUCGCGUGGAUGUAGUAUUUUUUGAGCGUAAUGGUUUGAGGCAUGGCCAAUUUAGCCUUCGUUUGAUAUCCACAGACAUCCAUUCCUCUGAUCAAAUUCUUGAUUUAUUUUGGAACUCAGAUUCUACAGUUCUUGCAGUGGUAUUGGCUAAUCAUAUAGAGCUAUGGAUGAUGGGAAACUUUCACUGGUAUCUAAAACAACAAAUUUCCUUCGACAACCCGCUACCGACGUAUCCAUUGGUUUGGCAUCCAGAAAGACCGUUGAAGCUUACUAUUUUAUCUAAAUCAUCGAUAUUUGUCAAUGACUUUGUGUUCACCAUUAGUCACGCGCCAUCGACCUUUCCUCAAGAACACGGAGUUAUUGCUGUAGUCGACGGUAAAAUCGUCAAAAUCACACCUUUUCGAUAUGCAAAUGUUCCACCGCCUAUGGCCCUUCAUGAAAUAGAGGUACCAGCUAAUGUAAUAGAUAUCGCAUUUGGUGAUAAUGCACAAACAUUCACAAUCUUGCAUCAAAAAGGUAUUUCGUGUUAUGAAUGGUGUAACAUAGCUACUUUAUCCAAUAGCCCACAACUUAAGAAAGAAUUCACCUUUUCAAGACCUGAUGAUCCAGACUCCAAGUUUCUUCAGAUUACAUCGGCAGGUAAAAACGAAGCGGCACUACUUCAAACAAAAGCGUCCGUAACUUCUGUCAUAAGGUAUAGCUUUGAUAACGAUGGUUACAUCAAAGAGGUACUCGGAAUAAAUGAUGCAACAUCCGGACCUCCGUUAAUAAUUACAAACAUAUCAAGCUUCAAGAUGAACAAUGGUGUGUAUAUUUUUACUCAAGAUAGCAAUGGUGAUGUUCGAAUCUUGACACAAGGAGAUAAGGUAAUCAAUGGACAUGAACUGUCACGUAAUUUUGUUCGCAUCGAAAUUAUGCCAGUUGGGAAUGAAAUAAUUGCAUUCGGGAUGUCUAGUAACGGGCAUCUAUAUGCCAAUUCACGUUUAUUGGUUAAAAACUGCACUUCUUUCUUCGUUACUCCAUUACAUCUUAUCUUCACAACCACUUCACAUGUAAUCAAGUUUAUUCACAUCACGCUCUUGGAGAAUCUUGAGAUUCCUCAAGAGGACACCGAAACGGACGAACGCUGUCGCAGAAUUGAACGAGGAGCCCAGCUAUUACUAGCUAUACCGGCAGAAAUGAAAGUGAUACUUCAGAUGCCUCGAGGAAAUUUAGAGACAAUCUUUCCUCGAGCCAUGGUACUCGCUGAAAUCCGUAGGUUGGUAGAAGAAAAAAAUUUCAGAAAAGCAUUUUUGCAUUGUAGAACUCAAAGGGUUGAUAUGAAUAUAAUCUAUGAUCAAGCCCCGAAACUUUUCCUCUCAAACGCUGGAAUCUUCAUUGAUCAGGUUAAAAAACCCGCCUACAUAGACUUGUUUUUGUCAUCAUUAAGAGAAGAAGAUGUCACUCAGACAAUGUACAAAGAUACGAAAAUUUUAGGUUCUCAGGAUAAUAUUUUCAUAAAUAAAGCUACACAGGAACCAAAAUUACUCGAUCUUAAAAAUUAUUCGAAGGUCAAUAGCAUUUGUGAUGCUUUCUUAACAAUAUUUAGUGAUCGAAAGGCUCAAAGCGUUCAAAAUAUUAUCACAGCAAAUCUUUGCAAACUACCACCAGCAUUAAAUGAUGGGCUUCUUGUUGUGGCACGGCUAAUGGAACAAUCGCCAGAUUUGGUAGAGAAGGCCAUUGAACAUAUCUGUUUCUUGGCAGAUGUCAAUAAGCUCUAUGAUGCUGCUCUCGGACUUUAUAAUCUAGAAUUGGCUUUACUUAUCGCUCAACAAUCGCAGAAAGAUCCCCGGGAAUAUCUCCCUUUUUUACAAAAUCUACAAAAGAUGAGCACUGCUCGUCGGCAGUUUGAAAUCGACGACCACCUCGGACUUUAUGGCAAAGCACUGGCUCACUUACACGCUCUUGAUGAGUUUACCGAGCUGCAAGCAUAUGCACAGAAACAUAACUUAUAUUGCGAAGCCUUAGCCUUGUACCGAUAUAAUUCUACUAAACAUACCGCCAUAAUGGCCCUUUAUGCUUCUCACCUCGAAUCAAAAUCCCAAUUUUGGACCGCUGCCGUGGCAUAUGAAUCUUUAUCUAACUAUUCCAAGGCCACACACUGCUACAUAUCUUCAGGCCCUUCAUACUGGCGUCAGGCUUUAUUUUCUGCACUCUCCCAGUCACCUCCAAUUUCAGAAACUGCACUCACCAAUUUAGCGAAAUCCCUAUACGAUGCCCUUAUAGAAAGUAAACAUUAUCAGUCUGCUAGCAUCAUUCAACUUGACUACCUUUCAUCGACUGCCGAGGCUUGUCGGGCUCUAUGCAAAGGAUACUUAUUUGCAGACGCACUAUAUCUCGUUAGCCUCAAGAAAGAACCAGAAUUAUUAGACUCGGUGAUCGAGCCGGGCCUCAAUGAAGCUUUCGCAUCCAGCAUUGAAUUAUUAGCUGAUUGUAAGGCUCAGAUUUUGGCCCAAGUACCGCGGAUAAAGGAAUUAAGGCAGAAAGCAAUGAUAAAUCCACUAUCUUUCUACGAGGGUGAACGUUCUGAGGCAUUGCUGGAUCUUCCGGACGAUAUUAGUAUCGCGGCUAGUUCGAGAUUGAGCACAAAUUGUUCAUUGUUUACACGUUAUACGGGAAAGGAUGGUAGUGUAGGUACAUGUGGGACGGGGGUAAGUCGUGCGACAAGCAAAAACCGAAAAAGAGAGGAGCGAAAACGUGCGAGAGGGAAAAAAGGAAGUGUUUAUGAACAAGAAUAUCUUGUCCAAAGUGUGAAGAGAUUGAUUGAACGAGUAGAGAGUAAUAGGGGUGAUAUAGGCAGGCUAGUCGAAGGCUUGAUAAGACGGAAAAUGUUGGAACAAGCGCGUGCGAUAGAAGGCGCGCUGGGUGAUCUAAUUGAGAUGUUUAAGAGCGUCAUCAACGAUGUUUUUGAUGAAAGUUGUAAAACUAAGGAUAGUUCUCAGGCACCAGUCGACGGCUAUGGACCGGGCAUGACACGUGGUGGAGAUGCAGUAUUACAAGAAAGCCUCAGUGCGACAUUUGAGCGCAAGGAGAUACCAAUUAUAUCCCCAUUUGAAAAGAUAUCGCUACUUGGCUAA